Heterotrigona itama is the source of this 600-nucleotide messenger RNA. The record is from the annotation of a GenBank genome assembly. NCBI's taxonomy places the organism in Eukaryota, Metazoa, Arthropoda, Insecta, Hymenoptera, Apidae.
AUGGGUUUCAUUCGACAAAGGAAAGAUGGGACUACCAGUUUACAGAUCAUAGUUACGCGAGUCGGCGUAGUUUCAGAAGCUAAUCAAAGACCAGUCUCGUUGGUGCAGCUUAUAGGUAAAUUGAACCACGGUACUGGAGCAUUAGCAGGAUUCCGAAAAGAUAGAAGAAUAAUAAUUAUAAUAUUACGGGCCUUCGAAUCUUAUACCCCAAGAUACGAUUCUACAUUCACCAAUCUCUCGAAAGAAGAAACAGACUUGGUGUAUCAGAUAUACGGCUAUGAAAUUGCUGUAGGAUACACAGAAUCCAUAUUAGACUUUGCUAAAUACAGUGAUUAUAUGUUAACUAUGGUCGAUGAUUUGCUCUUUGGUGUAAAAGUUGAUAUCGGCCAAUUGAAAACGCUAUCAGGAUUAGAAAUUGAUGUUCAUGUCUCGGAAAAUGCGGAUAAUUAUAUUCAUAAAAAUUCUAGAAUGUGUCUGUAAGUAACAGCAGCCUUAAUUUUACCUUUUUUCUUUUUCAGGAAAGGAAAUGAAGCUGAACAAGGAAUGCGCAGCUUUACAGUCUAUCUUCCUCCUUCAGCUAUUGCUUCUGUUGACGGUUAG